AUGAGCUCAAGCUCAUUUCCAACCCUACCCAGUGCUUCGCACGAACCUGUCCCUGAAGCGCAACAACAUCUCGCGGCUCGACAUAAGCGACGGAUUAGUUUAAGGCCCCACCGACUGUCAGUGCAUGGUAGCAAAAGCAACGAUGACAGUCUGCGUUCGAACCGCCGGAGAGGAGUUGAUUUGAACAUUGUUGAGCUCGAUGCAGAACCAGAGCCAGACUGCGUGAUCAACACGGAUGUCCGCGUUGAGAAUGGCUCCCAGUCUCAGGACGACGACGAGUCCAAGGAUCUUUACGAGUGGGCUAUCCUCUACGAGAACCAGAGGGGCAUCACUCUAUUCUCCAUCCCGUACUAUUCUAAGCUCUCGUUAUUGCCAAACGACCCACCUCCGUUCACCGUCCCCAACGAGGCCACGGGUCAUGGCAGAGUCGCAUCCCGCCAGCGAACAACUCUUCGUGCAAUAGGGGCCCUUUCCGACUAUCAGCUCCCAGAUCCCACAUGGCGUUGGGUGAGCAAAUUCUGGAUGGUAGAUAUGCGUGGUGAUGGGGAGGUCCAGCAAGACGGUUAUGAAUACAACUGGUGCUUUCGUUCAAAAGGAUGGCGUGCUUCUAUAGGAUCUUUUAACGCUGGUGGAUGGGUACGACGGCGACGUUGGGUUAGGCUGAUGAUGCGGCCCGCAAACGCCGUAUCUCCCUUGCGUUCAUCAACCUUUGAGGUCGAGUCAACCAGCCCAUCAUCAACAGAUCCUGUUCCCACCCCAGGCUCCACAACAACCAUAAACGAGUCUGAAAAGAACGAGAAGGGCGAUGCACUCAUUUGGCGUGGGGACGAGGACGACUGGUCGCGUGUACGAGAUGCGCUCAGGAACUUUAGGAGUGACGGCAGGAGGCUUGAAGCUUGGGAGCGCUGGCUCGCACUUGAGGAGCAGGCUCUGCUGGUUCGUGCCACCGAGCGACUCGGUAUAGGAGUAGGAAAUGGCAUCAAACUCCGAAUGGACGACUGGGACCUGCGCCAUGCCAUUGACCCCGCCUCACCCAUAUCGCGCGACACUACUCCCGGAACACUCCACAUCAGGGCACCCGUGCCGUCAAAGGAUGUUGUGUUGCCUGUUCUUCGUGAAAAUCUCCAACGUAUUCUUAGUACAUUCAUAUUUCCCGAUUCACGUGCUCAAUUCCUAGAACUACUGCGGUUGGCUGGAUAUAACGAGCAUCUGAUACCCCAACUAUCUACCUUUGAUUCUCAUUCAGAUUUCUGGAGCCUUGCAAGAUCCGUGACACCCCAAUCUCAAAGCCCGGGCAAAUCUACAAAACGUCUCAGCUCGAUUGCUGAUACACACUGA
Rhizoctonia solani is the source of this 1338-nucleotide messenger RNA. RefSeq names its product integral peroxisomal membrane peroxin protein. The transcript has 6 exons. Lineage: Eukaryota; Fungi; Basidiomycota; Agaricomycetes; Cantharellales; Ceratobasidiaceae. The record is from RefSeq and is a predicted model, not a curated record. The coding region runs from base 1 to 1338 and encodes 445 amino acids.